AUGUGCUCAUUGGACGUGACUUCACUGUUCACUAACGUCCCCUUAACUGGAACGACCUCGAGAAAUUUCGUGUCGUUCAACACUCAAAAACCCGCAUCACAUUUACUAUUUUAUUGUUACAUACGCAAAGACUGUAUAUCUUUGCAAUGUACUACUCAUAAGGUUGCCGAAAAUCCAUCGACAGCCCACGACCGGUUUCGCCCUUCUUUGGGCGCAUCAGGUAGGCACAGUCCCCGGGUUUCCGUCAGCCUCAUGUUCUACUUGAGACAGAUUCAGCUGGGUUCC
Messenger RNA from Opisthorchis viverrini, 285 nucleotides. RefSeq lists its product as hypothetical. The record is from RefSeq and is a predicted model, not a curated record. The transcript has 3 exons. The annotation marks the transcript as partial. Lineage: Eukaryota; Metazoa; Platyhelminthes; Trematoda; Opisthorchiida; Opisthorchiidae.